Molecule: messenger RNA, 960 nt
Organism: Falco peregrinus (peregrine falcon)
Lineage: Eukaryota; Metazoa; Chordata; Aves; Falconiformes; Falconidae
Gene: NMB
Product: neuromedin B
Exons: 3
Coding region: 337-723 (128 amino acids)
Biological process (GO): neuropeptide signaling pathway; positive regulation of hormone secretion
Cellular component (GO): neuron projection
Molecular function (GO): neuropeptide hormone activity; neuromedin B receptor binding
Source: RefSeq, a predicted model, not a curated record
GGCGGGGGCAAGCGGCGACCGGGCGGCGCGGACCGGGCAGCCCCGCGGGCACCUCGGUGGCCUGGUGGGCGCCCUGUCCCAGCGCGUCCAGGCGGGGGUGGCAUUGCUGGGGUGGGGGGCACAAGCAGAGGGCCAAGGCGCCGCGGGGCCUGCGCCCCCCCAGGCUGCGGGGCAGCGAGCGGGUGCGCUGGGGCUGGGGGCGGGCGCGAAGCCCGGGCAGCGAGCAGGGGGUGCGCGCCGCGGCCCCGCCCCUCGGCCCCGCUCCGCCCCGCGGUCUAUAAGAGCGGCGGGCGUGGCGGGUGUGCGUGUUCGGGUCCCGGUCCCGACGGGGCGGCCAUGGCGGCGCGGCGCUGCCUCCUACUGCUGCUGUGCGGCGCCGCGCUGGGCCCCGCCGUCCGCCUCGACCUGGCCGAGCACCGCAACCAGGUGGCCAAGAUCAAGGUCAACCCCCGCGGCAGCCUCUGGGCCACAGGUCACUUCAUGGGGAAGAAGAGCGUCACGGGCUCCCCGCACCUGGAGUCGCCGGUGGAGCCUGCAGUGCCAUUGGCCUUCGGUCCUUCUCUCAGAGCUUUGCUGGAGGACGUGAUGGAACUGCUUACCCGUGAGCUCCUGAAAAUCCUCCUGCAGGAGAGACUUUUGGAUGAGAACCAAGGAAAAUAUGACCUCACUGAACAGGAGACGGGGCUUUUAACAAAGGUGCUGGAGAAGUAUUUUUCAAACUGAAGCAGCACAGCCAUGGAGGAUGAGGUCUGCCGGCUCAGCCAUGCACAGUGAACGGAGGAGAGCAUAGUCUUUGUGGGUUACUGUAGUGACAUCACUUUUAUUUAUUCUUUCUGUAAUAUUGUUAAUAGUAAUUGCUUGUAUGAAAACCAGAGCCUCCUUAUAUAUUUCCUGUAUGUUUUCUGCUUUCUUGAUGUCUGAUGUGCCCCUGUGAGUAAAACUGGCUCUUUGCACAGACUA